AAACAAUAAAUUUCAAUUUCAAUUUCCGCUUCUGACUCCGUGCCCUAGCUUCUUCUUCCUCCUCCUCCUCUGCCAUUGCAGCAAGGCACACACCUCAGGCUCCAACCCAUUUCACGAGGGAUCGGAUUCGCUCGCCAUCAUGGGGAAGAAGAAGAAGAGAGUUUCCUCGAAGGUGUGGUGUUAUUACUGCGAUCGCGAAUUCGACGACGAGAAGAUCUUGGUGCAGCAUCAGAAAGCCAAGCACUUUAAGUGCCAUGUCUGCCACAAGAAGCUCUCUACCGCUGGCGGCAUGGCCAUCCACGUCCUCCAGGUCCACAAGGAAUCCGUCACCAAGGUACCCAACGCAAAACCUGGCAGAGAGAGUACGGAUAUUGAAAUAUAUGGAAUGCAAGGGAUUCCACCAGAUAUCUUGGCUGCUCAUUACGGUGAAGAAGAGGAUGAUGUUCCGUCAAAGGCAGCCAAGGUGGAUAUUCCACCAACUCAGCUUGUAGGUGGAAUGAUUCCACCUCCUUUGGGUACAGGAUAUCCUCCGCGACCAACCUUGCCCACAAUGCCACCAAUGUAUAAUCCUGCUGUACCUGUGCCUCCAAAUGCUUGGAUGGUUCCACCUCGACCUCAGCCAUGGUUUUCACAGCCUCCAGCUGUUUCAGUUCCUCCUGCUGCCCCAUACACACAGCAGCCAUUAUUUCCUGUGCAGAACGUGAGGCCUCCACUGCCAGCUACUGCUCCUGCGCUCCAAACUCAGAUUACUCCUCCUGGAUUGCCUACAUCUGCACCUGUCCCAGUUUCACAACCUUUAUUUCCUGUUGUUGGAAAUAACCAUACAACUACUCAAAGUUCAACAUUUUCUGCUCCACCUCUGCCCUCAAGUGUUCCAUCAGUUACUCCAGUGAUGUCUGCAAAUGUUCCUGUUGAUACACAUUUGAGCAGCAAUUCUUCUGUAACAAGUAGUUAUCAGGCUAUAGGGGUUCCAGGUGGAGCAGCUAGUAACUCACAUUCUUAUGCUUCUGGUCCAAAUACUGGUGGUCCUUCAAUUGGGCCUCCCCCAGUAAUUGCAAACAAAGCUCCUGCUACUCAGCCUGCCACCAACGAAGUCUACUUAGUUUGGGAUGAUGAGGCAAUGUCCAUGGAGGAAAGAAGAAUGUCUUUGCCAAAAUAUCAGGUGCAUGAUGAAAGUAGCCAGGUAAGUCAUACUACCUCUUUAAUAGAUGGAGUUGCUUUCACAUCUAACCAGAUGAGUAUAGGCUUUAUGCUUCCUGUUUUCAGAUUCAGUUGUUUACACAUUGUUUCCUAUUUAAAGAGGUACAUUCUGUAUAAAUUUUUAAUUCUUUUUUAAAAAUAAAAUAAACGGAAAAGAAAAUAUGAUCAUUUUAAUCCUCACUCUGGCUUCCAACCUAAAUGGGUAGUGCAUGCUAUUUAAUUUUGAAUGGCCUCUAUGGCUGCAAGCUAUGGCUCCAAUUUUUGUGGGCAUCUAAAGAUUCAAGUAGGUACUGUAUUAAUUUCUUUUGGUAGUUAAUUAUAAUUACCAUACCACAACAUAAUUUGUGAAGCUUGCUGCAAACUACCAUCUUCGUGAUCUUUCAUCCCAGCAUUUGUACACCGUAAAAGAGUAUGUAUAUAUGAAUUUUAUUGGGUUUGGUUUUGCCAAUGUUAUUCAUUAUCUCCCCCCGUUUGAUUCCUAAGUUUGGGGUUUUGGGUGGAAAAUGGUCUUACACAUCAGAUUUUUGCCCAUUCGUAGCAUCAUUACAAUUUAUUUUAUGGAACAAGUGAAUUCAGACUUGGCCCAGGUCAGCUUCUUUCGCAGAGUUUGGAUCUCUUGCAUAGGACCAUGCUCCAAUUAAAAUAUUUGGUUUAUUGUUGUACUUUGUGAUCUACAAUUACAUGCUGAUCAUUAUUAUCAUUUUAUCUUUCAGAUGAGCUCCAUUGAUGCAGCCAUAGAUAAGAGGAUUCUUGAGAGUAGGCUGGCUGGUCGUAUGGCAUUUUAGAUCAAUCUCAUCCAUACACUCUUGUCAAAUUUCUUCAGUGAUAAGGGCUCAAAAUGGUAUUUUAAUAAAGCUUGACAGCGCGUGUUCAAGAUUCCUUUAUUUAAGGUCCGGCAAGUAAUUGUUAUUGGUGCAAUUCUUUGCCAAAAUGGGCAAUGGGCCCUACGGUUAUGGUGGAAUCGAAGGAAAAAUAUUGAAAUGGUUCUGAUUUCUUACUUCUUAGGAAGUUGCAAAACUUUGUUUAUUUCUCAUUUCAUACCUUUUCUCCCGUUGAUGUUUGUAGUCAACCUUUAGGACGUGAUACUCAAAAGAGUAUUAUAUAUUUGCUGUAAUCAGAUUAUUACAUGUUUUGGGUGGAAAAUUGACGGCAAUUUUUGGUUGGUUAUAUGCUUCGUAAUUAGUCUCUCUAAUUGUGUAAAAGACAGCAAAAGGUGUACUUUGGUGGAGAGACAAAAAUACAUAUUGGACAUUAAUUUGUUGCUAAUA
Messenger RNA from Glycine soja, 2468 nucleotides. Its product is annotated as protein SUPPRESSOR OF FRI 4-like. The record is from RefSeq and is a predicted model, not a curated record. Gene Ontology annotation, cellular component: nucleus. Bases 140 to 1336 code for a protein of 398 amino acids. The transcript has 6 exons. Lineage: Eukaryota; Viridiplantae; Streptophyta; Magnoliopsida; Fabales; Fabaceae. Gene Ontology annotation, molecular function: DNA binding.